CAUGUAGCAUGGAAGGACCAGGGAUGAUUUAUCUUCUGUUCGGAGAUAUCGGAUACGCGUCUAUCCUCGUAAUGAAACCAGUGACGACCCCCCAUCACGUGGUAUGACCCUGCUUAUAUCGGAUCGCUGAAGGUGAACGUGGAGAGAAGGCCCCGACCUUGCCAACCGGUAGCUUGUUCUUUGCCUGCAUCCUCUCACCAGGCGGGGGACUACGACUGAGUUACACAGACAUUUGGCUUCCAAAAAUCAAAUAUGCGGCAGCUCCGGUAUAACGUGGCCAUUUCGCUCGACGGCUUCAUCGCGCCUAACGACGGCUCUGCUACUUGGAUCGUCGAUGAUCCGGAUAUUGAUUUCACGUCGUUGUAUGCGAAAUUCGACACGUUCAUUCUCGGACGCAAAACCUACGAAUCGAUGCUCUCAAUGGAACCGAAUCCCUUGAAAAAGGUUCCUAAGGAAAACCUCGUGGUCGUUAGUAGACAGUUGCAGAGCGAAAACCAUACAAAUGUCACAAUCGUGAGGGAUGAUUUUAUUGGGUAUGUCAAGGGGUUGAAAGAGAGGCUAGGGAAGGAUAUCUGGCUGUUUGGCGGCGGCGAGUUAGCUGGGCCAUGCUUCGAUGCUGGUGUGGUGGAUUCGAUGGAGACGGCCGUCAUGCCUGUUAUGUUGAGGGAUGGGGUGAAGAUGGUAGCGAUGGGUGCGCAUGUUGUACGGUUGGAGCUGGUGGAUGUCAGACGGAUGGAGAGAAGUGGGAUCCUGAUGUGCCGAUACAAGGUCCUCCGUGGGUAAAUUGCGAUGGGGAAUAUUGCUCUGGGAGCAUGAUGUGUGAGGGAUGGUCCUCAGAGGGUAAGGGGUCGGUUACUGAAACUUCAAGGUCGGGUGAGUUGGUACAUCACAACUUCCAUUCUUAGCUACUCCUUUCAUGAUACUUUCUAUGUAACAAACAGUGCAAAUCAACCCAGACUGAUCGGAGUCUAUAUUAUGUCCAUGAAUCGAAGACCCACCAAACGAACGGGG
Molecule: messenger RNA, 1011 nt
Organism: Eremomyces bilateralis CBS 781.70
Lineage: Eukaryota; Fungi; Ascomycota; Dothideomycetes; Eremomycetales; Eremomycetaceae
Product: riboflavin biosynthesis protein RibD domain-containing protein
Exons: 1
Coding region: 253-783 (176 amino acids)
Biological process (GO): riboflavin biosynthetic process
Molecular function (GO): 5-amino-6-(5-phosphoribosylamino)uracil reductase activity
Source: RefSeq, a predicted model, not a curated record